Messenger RNA from Ictalurus furcatus (blue catfish), 489 nucleotides. Its product is annotated as zinc finger protein interacting with ribonucleoprotein K-like. The coding region runs from base 1 to 489 and encodes 162 amino acids. The record is from RefSeq and is a predicted model, not a curated record. Gene Ontology annotation, biological process: regulation of transcription by RNA polymerase II. Gene Ontology annotation, cellular component: nucleus. Gene Ontology annotation, molecular function: RNA polymerase II transcription regulatory region sequence-specific DNA binding; DNA-binding transcription factor activity, RNA polymerase II-specific. The transcript has a single exon. Lineage: Eukaryota; Metazoa; Chordata; Actinopteri; Siluriformes; Ictaluridae.
AUGCCGUCCUUGAAGGUCCACCAGAGAACGCGCUCUAUGGAGAGACCGUACCAUUGUCGUGAGUGCGGUAAAAGCUUUAUUGCUCCCUCCCAUCUCCGAACCCAUGAAGAAAUGCACAAAAACGAGCGACGCCACCACUGCACAGAGUGUGGUCAGGGUUUUAACUGCUCCAACACUCUGAAGUCCCACCAGAUGACCCAUUCGCCCAGGAUGGAGUUCCGUUGUGAUGAGUGCGGCAAGAUUUUCAUCCGUAAAGAUACCUUUAAAAUUCACCAACAGAUCCAUACGGGGGCCAGAGUCUGCAAUUGCUCGGAGUGCGGAAACAGCUUUAGCAGCUCCAGCAAUUUACAGCGACACCUGCAGAACCACAAAGUCAAGACAAUGUAUCACUGCAGCGAGUGCGAGAAGAGCUUCAGUAGUGUGGCAUACCUGAGGAAGCACCAACUAGCUGUGCAUGCAGCAGAGGCGCCAUAUGUCUGCACAGAGUAA